Molecule: messenger RNA, 1155 nt
Organism: Aureobasidium vineae
Lineage: Eukaryota; Fungi; Ascomycota; Dothideomycetes; Dothideales; Saccotheciaceae
Source: the annotation of a GenBank genome assembly
AUGUUUCGCGCCGCGCCAAAGUUCAGAUCAUUAGCACGCCCUUCAGCUCUCUACCGCCCGCUCACCACCGCCGCCCAUCUUCGCCGUCUCGUACAACCGAAAGAAGCCGUCAAAUCGCACAACGUUCGCUUUCUGCCUCCGCCGCUGUUCACCCCUCUUCGCAUCGCCACCUUCUUCCUUUACACGUCAUGUCUUGUUGGCUACGUCUGGUACUUCUUCCCGGAGCUCGAGAUUGAGAUACAAGAGGGCGAUGAGGAAGUCCAGAUAUCUGAUUCCGAAUUCGCCGAUGAGAACUCGCUCUUCAUUCCCAUGACCUGGGCAAAGAAACUGCCUCGCUCGUUUUACAAGGGUUCCGAUCCGGAGUGGCAAGAGUUUGUCAAGGUCUCAAAGGACAAGGCUCGCCACAAGAAGAUUCAAUUAUAUGACACUGCUCAAAAGCACCCAGCCUUCGUCAAACAGCUCGGUCGCGACACCAAGGUCGGCCAGUGUUGGCUCGACAUUAUCUUCCCGGACGGGCCGCCUCAGGAAUACGCCCGUGCUGGCAUUGAAGUCGGCAGUGACUAUGUCGCAUAUGCUCUCCAGCGCAUCGAUGCUCAGGAACAACAUCGAAUUGUUCGCACUCUAUGGCCCACAGCUGCGGCCAACGGUCUCUACAACAGCACCAAGGUCCUUCUUGGUUUCCAGUAUCAUCGUCUGAAACAGUUACUGGGUUGGGAAGUCGACUCUACGCCUGGCAGCCAGGAUGCCAAAUAUACGCAACUGCUACAACUACUGCAGGCUCAACAGGCCCAGCAGGCUGAACAGACAAAAUCACAAGCAGGCUCUGGAACGCCUGAGGCAGACAACUCGCAGACCAGUGCUUCUUCGCUUCUACCAUGGGCAGCCAAGGUGCCGCAACCGCCCUCCAGCAUAGAAAUGCCGAUAGCGAAACACAUCUUCCACGCCACACUGGCUCANGGGAAGAUGCCCAAGAAGAUGGAGCCACCCAGAGGAAGCUUUGUUGUCCAAGGAUUGAUUCAGCUUAAGGGCAGCAGAUCUAUCUUGACAUUGGAUGUGCAAGCUUUCUACGAUCCCAAGGCUAGCCAUUUCCUGGUUGUGAACGCCACUCCUAGGACCAUCAAGCAGCGCAAGCAGUCACCAAAAGGUGGCAACUGA